Rhizopus microsporus ATCC 52813 is the source of this 1050-nucleotide messenger RNA. RefSeq lists its product as uncharacterized. The transcript has 5 exons. The record is from RefSeq and is a predicted model, not a curated record. The coding region runs from base 225 to 914 and encodes 229 amino acids. Lineage: Eukaryota; Fungi; Mucoromycota; Mucoromycetes; Mucorales; Rhizopodaceae.
GAACCACCAACGUCUGUGCAGGAUAAACUGAAAAUUGAAGAACUAGAAGAAAGUAAAAAACAGCUAUUGAACCAUCUUAAUGAAAUGGCCCAUAGCUUGGUUUUAACAAAUGAAAAGCUAUCUCAAGCACAAACGGAGAUAAGACAACAGGAGACUGUAAAGGAAAAAUAUCAAUCGACUGUAAGAUAUCUUAAGCAAUUGAAGAGGUAUGUCUCAUUUUUAAUAUGUGUGCAGUCAACCUUUGGCUUAUUUGUGCCUUUAAUAGAGUUGCUGAUAUCGAUGACUAUCUAUCUCAGCCUACAACACAAGCCUAUCUUGGUACACUUUCUAGACUACCUCGACCUGAAUUGGUUGUUGCUAUUGGUGGAUUGAAAGCAAGAUGUGUACAGUUGGCAAACGAAAGAGAUAUUGCUGUAAAAAAAGUAGAUAGAUUCAAAAGAAAAGAAGAAGAGCUGACAGAAAAAGUAAAGGCGCUAUCAAAGAAGUUGGCAAGACUAAAGGCUAAAAGCAAGAACAUCAAUAAACCAUACGAUACAAGCGACCUUUUAAGACAUGAUCAACCUUCUACUUCCCGAGACAUAAUCGUGCUAGACUCUGAUGAUAAUAAUGGCGAUACUGACGACGAUAAUGAAAAUAAGCCUAUAAUAGGAAGUAGCAGCAAUCGACCUAUGUUUAGUACACCAAUAGAUGAAGAGUUAUGCUCAUCCUCGGAUGAUAGCGAUGGAGAUAACCUAUUAUAUACUGUUGCAGACAACGCCAGAAGACUUCCUGGAACAGCAAGGAUAAUGGAUAAUAGCGAUGAUGACGAUGGUAAUGACAACCAAGAAGUCGAUAGUCCCAGGCUUGGACAGAAACGACCAACACAUCAUAACAACGACAUGAACAAGAGAAUGAGAACGGAAAGUGUCUUGUAAAUGAAAAAGUAUAUCAUGAACUAUAGGAAAUCCCUUCUCAACUAGAACAAAAAGUGCAUUUACAAUAUUCUCAAAAGUAUAUACAUUUGUAUACCUUAGUCACAUCAUCCUCUCCAUUAAGAGCUUCUGUAAAUAA